UCACCUGCUGCACAGAAUACAAAUAAAGAAAUGCAUAGUAACCAUGGAAUAAUUGUGAACUGUGUAAAAUGGUCAAUUGGUAUAAACGACCUUUUAUUUGAAUGAUAUGGAAAUUGAAAAUACAAUUAAUGCACCUCGUAGCCUGAUUGAUAUCGGCUGUCGUUCGUUCACAACUCAAUGACGAUCGUAUCGGUUCGUAUGCGUUUCCUCAAGAAUAGCCUUUCAUAAAUAAAGUUCCUGUCUCAUCCUUCGCCGUGUAGUCAGGAUCGAAAGUGGAUUUUCCACAGCGAUUCUCGGUUGGCUCGCGUUUCUAUGAAUCCACUUUUAUAAUACAUCACUUAUCUGCAUACAAACACGAGAAAAAUAUACCUCGUGCCAUUUGCAAGCAUAAAAUGCACAUCUCAUGUAAUCGAUUCCAAUGAAUUUUAAAAUUCCUUUGAAAUAUUUUUUUCGUUACAGAAAGAUUCUAACAACAGUAAAAUCGAGUACCGUAAGAUUUUCUUGUAUAUUCUUUGAUCGUACCGCGGCUAUAUAUAAAUAUCCAAAGUGAAUUAUACAAUUAAUUAUCGCUCGACCGAACCAAUAUUUCUAAUUGUAAAUCACUCGAAUUAUUUACACGUACGCCUCUACGUUGAAUAACUUUUAAUUAUGUCAAGGAGAGGAUGAUUGAACGGAAAACAAAUCACCCUGAUGAUCGAGACAAAUAAACUUCCAUUUAAAAAUAAGAUAUAAAAUAAGUGGUCAACUGCGCGCUACGUGAGAAUUACGAGGAGGGAUUUCCCUUUUUGCGGCGUGAUUAAUUACAUUGUUGUGCCGGUGGUACACGGUGGCGUCUCGAUACCUGGCCAGAUACUCCCUCGCUUACCGUAUCACCAUUGCGAUGGCAAAAAACAAGCGUCAUUGCCCGUGGUCGCAUCUUUCAGUAGAAACACGUGAGAAAGUAGAGACGUACAAGACACAGAGCGAGCUUACGUAUGUUAAGGCCGUGUAGCCGGUUAUUAUGUAGCCGAUAUGGUUCCGAGGCAAUUAAUACUAUUGUUAUGAUUCAGACGAAUACGUCAUGUGUGCUUGAACGGCGAUGCAACCGCCGCGUUUCGAUUAGUAUGUAUUCGACCAUAGAGACUCGCGGCUGCUUGCUCCCUGGUCCUGCUCGCCCUGCGAAACGAGCACCGCUCCGUUUGCGCUUUAAUGGCUUUCUAAAUAAUGUCUUGGGAAAUGUGUGCGCGCCUGCCACCCGGAACGGAUGUAAUUAAUAGAAGAAUCCUAAAUUCGGCGGUGAUCGGGCAACAGAUAUGGAAUGCGGUGGAAGAACUGAAAUGCACGGUAGUCGCGAGGUGAUUGUGUAAAUAUAUGCACGUUGCUGUGACUCAAUCCAUUGGAAAGGAAACAAUGAUAACGAUGGACGUUCGUGAAAACCGUGUAAGGAUUCUUUGACUUGGUUUUGCGACGAGGUGGCAAACAGCAUUUGUAACAGACGAUACGGGGAGUUUAGCAAAACGGGAAACGAGGGAUAAAUAAGAAAUUAUGCCGAACAAUAAUCUAGCUGAAAAAGAGUCUCUAAACAGGAACAGUAUUUUGAUGCAGGACGAAAAAACAUCGAGUGAGAGGUAUGGCAAGGGCAACACGGUUACCAUCCAGAGGAGCACCGAAGAUAUAGCCAGUAAAUCAAGCAAAGCGACUCAGAUUGAUCUCAUCCAAUUGUCUUACGGUACACAAAGAAUCAAGCCGACUUCUCUGGCUUAUUUGCCCAGACAGGCGAGCGAAUCCGGUUAUCCCUGUUACUCCAAGAGCUCCUCCUUAUGCCCGUCUCAGAGUGAAUUAGUUCUAUCGCCAAGGAACAGGAAUAGUCGUUAUGUAGCUUUAGAUAUGAGAUCUAUGGGUAGUUUCCCAUUAUCAAAUUGUCAUACCUCGGUAAAUAAUAUGCCAUACACAUGUUGUUGUACGUGUGUGGGGUCACCUGUGCCUCCAACAUCUUCCCCACAGCAGACGGAAGAACAAGAUGGUCCUGAGGGUCUCUCAUGGAGGAGACUUCACAUGAGCAGAGCUAAAUUGAAAGCAACUGCAACAACGUCAGAAUUAUUAAGCGGUUUCGCUAUGGUAGCUAUGGUUGAACUGCAAAUAAACGAGCCAACCGCGGUGCCGGAGUGGCUGUUUGUGAUGUUCGCUGUUUGCACAACCGUCCUAGUAUCAGUACACAUCUUUGCUUUAAUGAUAAGCACGUAUUUAUUGCCCAAUAUCGAGGCCAUCAGUAAACUUCAGGUAUCUCGGCUUGUCACGGAAUCUCCUCAUGAGAGAAUGCGCGGCUUCAUCGAGUUGGCUUGGGCAUUUUCUACGGUGUUAGGAUUAUUUCUGUUCUUAGUGGAGGUGGCUAUACUGUGCUGGGUGAAAUUCUGGGAUUACUCGUUCACAGCCGCCACUGCCAGUACGAUUAUAGUUAUCCCGGUCCUUAUAGUGUUCAUUGCCUUCGCCGUUCACUUCUAUCAUUCGUUAGUUGUAUACAAAUGCGAGUCCUCGGUAUCUGAUAUGAACGAGCUGGAAAGCAUUAAGAGAAAUUUAGAUAACGUGACGAUGAGACAGAGCAGCGUGUGACGAUUCUGUAAAAGAUUGCCAUCGACGUUCAUUGAUCGUUGAGUCCUUGCCUCCUAAAAUAUGCCCCAGACUGUACGUUAUUUACUCGCGUUUCAUUCCGUAGUAUCGUAAUUGUACUUAAUGAUAUAUAUCCGAAUACACGUAAACAGUGAUGGAAAAAGAACACAUGUAAGUUUAUUCAAUAACUUUACUUAUUCAACGCGAACACGCGCGAGGCGCGAUCGUGUUUUUUUAUUAUAUAUAAAAAUGUACAUAGCUGUACACAUGCAAGUCGAGAAUUGCAACAGUACAAGCAAAGUGCUCUUAUAAGUAUAUUAGCUAUAUUAUUUUAGCAUUUAAUUAUAUUCUAUUUAUGACUUAUAAUUCCCGAUUUCUUCUUUUAAAUGUAUUUUUCUCAUUUAUCUUGCUUUUUAUUUCAUACAUCGUAUCACUAAUAUGUAUAUAUAUAAUAUAUAUAUAAUAUAUGUCAUUUUUUUGUCACUUAGUUUGUGGGAAAACUGAAGGACAGUCGAGUCUGUUAUUUAUGUACAUGCUUCCCAUUCUGAAACUUGUUAUCCUAGUCAAAAUAAAUAAUCCAUCAGACUUGAAGACUCCCGUUAAUUAAAACGUGGCUCGUUACGUAAGUUUAUAAGAAAGGAAAAAAUAUAAUUUUACACAUCUUUCAUUUUCGCCAUAAACUAAGUUAUAAUCUUAUCGAUCGAUAUUUUCUAUAUUGUUAUGCGUUAAAUUCUGUUUGUACAAAAAAAAAAGCAAUACGAAUUAAAAAAGAGAAUUAAAGCAA
Molecule: messenger RNA, 3370 nt
Organism: Bombus pyrosoma
Lineage: Eukaryota; Metazoa; Arthropoda; Insecta; Hymenoptera; Apidae
Product: calcium release-activated calcium channel protein 1-like
Exons: 3
Coding region: 1525-2589 (354 amino acids)
Biological process (GO): store-operated calcium entry
Cellular component (GO): membrane
Molecular function (GO): store-operated calcium channel activity
Source: RefSeq, a predicted model, not a curated record